Molecule: messenger RNA, 1890 nt
Organism: Striga hermonthica
Lineage: Eukaryota; Viridiplantae; Streptophyta; Magnoliopsida; Lamiales; Orobanchaceae
Source: the annotation of a GenBank genome assembly
AUGGCGCGCCCCGCGCUAAUAAUGUAUAUCCUCAUAAUCACGACCGCCUCCUUCGUUCAGCCGAGAUUUGUCGUGGAGAAAAGCAGCCUCCGCAUUUUGUCCCCGUCCCGUCUCAAGUCAACCCACGACGCCUCCAUAGGAAACUUCGGUGUACCCGACUACGGAGGAUUCCUCGUCGGGACCCUCAAAUACCCCAACAAAACCCCCUUCGCUUGCUCCCCCUUCGACGGGGACAAGCCUUUCAAGUCAAACUUCCCUCGCCCGACAAUUCUAUUAGUCGAUCGUGGCGACUGCUAUUUCGUGCUCAAGGCUUACCACGCCCAGCUGGCGGGCGCUUCGGCAGUCCUCGUGGCCGAUACAAUCUACGAGCCUCUGCUGACCAUGGACUCGCCCGAGGAGAGCUCCGACUCCGACGGCUAUGUCGACAAGAUCAACAUCCCGUCAGCGCUGAUCGAGCGCUCGGUUGCUGACUCACUCAAGGAAGCUCUCUCCAACGGGGAAGAAGUAGUGAUCAAGCUCGACUGGACCGAGUCGAUGCCCCACCCGGACCAGCGAGUCGAGUACGAGUUCUGGACUAAUAGUAACGACGAGUGUGGGGUACGAUGUGACGAUCAGACGAGCUUCGUCAGUAGCUUUAAGGGGAAUGCUCAGCUGCUCGAGCGGGGCGGGUACACCAAGUUUACGCCGCACUACAUCACGUGGUAUUGUCCCCAGGCUUUUGUGCUGAGUGAUCAGUGCAAGUCUCAGUGUAUUAACCAUGGGAGGUACUGUGCGCCCGAUCCGGAGGAUGAUUUUGGGGUCGGGUAUUUGGGGAAGGAUGUCGUGCUCGAGAAUUUAAGGCAGUUAUGUGUUCAUAGGGUGGCGAACGAGACGGGACGGCCAUGGGUUUGGUGGGAUUACGUAUCGGAUUUUCACAUCAGGUGCUCAAUGAAACAGAAUAAGUACAGUAAGGAUUGUGCUCUGGGGGUCAUCAAGUCACUCAACCUCCCGAAUGAUAAGAUAAACAAAUGCAUGGGUGACCCAGAAGCUGAUGUAGAUAAUCCACUCCUCAAAACUGAACAAGAUCUUCAGGUUGGUGAUGGAUCGCGUGGCGACAUUACAAUCUUACCAACUAUGGUGAUAAAUGGUGUUCAAUACAGAGGGAAGUUGGAGAGGGGAGCAGUAUUAAAGGCCAUAUGCGCUGGGUUCAAGGAGACAACAGAACCUCCUGUUUGUUUGAGCGGAGAUAUGGAGACAAAUGAGUGCCUCGACAACAAUGGUGGCUGCUGGCAAGAUGCAAAAUCUAAUGUGACAGCCUGCAAGGACACGUUCAGGGGAAGAGUCUGCGAAUGUCCCACAGCAAAUGGAAUUCACUAUGAAGGAGAUGGAUAUACCUCUUGCCAAGCUGUUGGACCAGGAAGAUGUGCGGUCAACAAUGGAGGUUGUUGGUCCGAAACCAGAAAAGGAAACAAGUUCUCUGCUUGCAUAGAUUCGGAUAUAUCAGGGUGUCGGUGCCCCCCAGGUUUCCGCGGCGACGGCCAUAAAUGUGAAGAUGUGGAUGAAUGCAAAGAAAGAGUGGCCUGUCAAUGUGAAGGCUGUAGCUGCAACAACAAAUGGGGUGGAUAUGACUGCAAAUGCAGCGGAGGCAAACUGUACAUAAAAGAGCACGACACGUGCAUCGAAAGGAGCAGUUCGAAAUUAUGGCGAUACCUUUCGUUGGUGGUGUUGGCCGUGGCAUUGGGUGUCGGAUUGGCUGGUUACAUAUUCUACAAAUAUAGACUAAGGUCAUACAUGGACUCAGAGAUCAUGGCCAUAAUGGCACAAUAUAUGCCAUUGGAUAACCAACAGAAUCUGGUCGUUCAUCAUCGGGAUGAAGCCGAGCCCCUAAGACAAUCUCUCUCCUCAGUCUGA